Messenger RNA from Dimorphilus gyrociliatus, 1171 nucleotides. Lineage: Eukaryota; Metazoa; Annelida; Polychaeta; Dinophilidae. The record is from the annotation of a GenBank genome assembly.
AAUGCCAAAUUUUAUCUUACACGAAGCAGCUAAAGACGGUUAUUUAGAACUGUUAAAUAGCGCUACAAGACGAGAAGCGAACCAAAAGGAUGAAGAUGGUAUGACGCCCCUUAUGUGGGCCUCAUCAAAAGGGAAUGUAGAAGCACUAAGAGUUCUUACAUCACGUGGAGCUAACGUAGAUAAAGCAGAUAACUCUGGAUGGACUGCACUACAUCAUUCGGUUGCUAAUGGCCAUGAGAAAUGCGUAGAAUAUUUAGUCAAUAUUGGAGCUAAUUUCUGGAAUUUAGAUAAUGAUUUAAGAACACCAAUGCAAUUAGCAGCUGUUUUUGAUCGAAUUGAAAUUGUUCGAUAUCUGGAUAUGAUUGUUGCUCAACAAUCAGCACUUCAUAAAAAUUCUGUAAGAAGCUUAAAAGAAGUCGCUGAGAAGAAAGCUAAGAAAAGAUUGAAAAGACGUGAAAAAGUUCUCGAAAAGUUAGAAAAGAAUCAAAAAGACCAGGUUAAGAAUAAGAACAAUAACUCAAAGGUUAUUGACGAAGGAAUUUUAAAGGAUGACUUAUCCGAAAGUUUUUCACAACAUGUGGGUCUCUCCAAUAAAGGUACUGUUAUUUCGAGGAUUUUUGCCGGAAAGAGUAAAAGUAAACAGCCUCUAAAUGGGACAACUAGAGAAAAGGUUACUCUCAAAAAGACUAAAACGGAAUUACAAGCCGAUGGAGCAAACAGUGCUUGUAGUGCGCCGGCGGAACUUGGGUCCAACGAGCAAACUUCAAGUCUAUUCGAAAGGCCUGGUUUGGGCUCUAUGAUUAUCAUAAAUAAAAUAAAAGCGUCACUUGACGGAGUAAACGAUGGAAGGGACGACGCAGAUAGUAUAGGUACAGCAAGGUCACUAGCAGUUCGACUUAACAACUUUCAAGCGGACGUAGAUGAUCAAGACCAGGACGAAGAAGAAGAGUGUUCUGCUUUAGAACUCUUUCUGGAAGUGAACAAUUUACAUGAGAUUCUUCCAAAAUUAACUCAAGAGCGCAUAGAGGCUAAGACCUUAAUAUCACUUGAGGAAAAAGAUAUAGAUGAAAUGGGAUUUCCUCUAGGCAUAAAAAAAAAAUUACUGGCUGCCAUAAAAGAAAGAAAGGAGUGUUUUAAAAAUUCGGCUAUUUUAAUAGACAAUCAACUGUAA